AUGCAACAGGAGAACGAGACGAAACACAACGGCCUUCCACCAAGACAGAUCAUCAUGAAGUCAACUAUCCCCCUCAUCGUAAUCGCCUGCAUCGCGCGAACUAUCUUAGCCGGCGCAAACGCCAACGAUAACUGCCAUGAUUACUGCUAUGCUGACGUCGGAGCUUGUUACUAUGAGCUUUCUCAAGGCGACGAUAACUUUGGAAACAUCCCCAGAGGGGCUCGUGCUGAUUUUGUCGCUGGACAGACCAUUGAGGAGCCCAUACGUAUUGUAUUCAAAAUGAUUCGCCCCGGUAUCCUGGAACAUUGCAAGACCGAGUUGGCAGGUUGUUUGAAGAUCUGUAAUUUGGAAUCCGGAAAUAUGUAA
Molecule: messenger RNA, 366 nt
Organism: Fusarium coffeatum
Lineage: Eukaryota; Fungi; Ascomycota; Sordariomycetes; Hypocreales; Nectriaceae
Exons: 1
Coding region: 1-366 (121 amino acids)
Source: RefSeq, a predicted model, not a curated record